Molecule: messenger RNA, 2298 nt
Organism: Frankliniella occidentalis (western flower thrips)
Lineage: Eukaryota; Metazoa; Arthropoda; Insecta; Thysanoptera; Thripidae
Exons: 2
Coding region: 186-1697 (503 amino acids)
Source: RefSeq, a predicted model, not a curated record
GGAAAGAAAACAAACGAUGGGAGGCACAACAACAAACGCAAUUUACUUCAUGUCAGAAAGAUACUUGAACGGUUUCUAACAAGUUAUUUUGUUAGAAACUUGAGUUUCUUUGCAGUGAAUAGCUUGGCUGAUUGUUUUAAUACUGUGCCAGAGGGAUGUAGCAUCAUUUGGCAGAAAUUUUCAUCAUGGCUCCAUACAUUCAACCCAAGACACUCUAUACUCUCGCUCUGUCUCACAUUGGUAAUUCAGUACGAGAAGCAUGUGAUAGAAUCCAGUUCAAUUAUGGAACAUAUGACAAUCCUGAAAGUGUAAGUGAGGCAGCUAAGCUUCAAAAUUACUUACUUUCCAGUGUUCCUGGGAUGGUUGUAGAUGAACUUUGUGAAGAACAGAGAUUUCAUGAUGGACGUUUGGAUGUUAGAAUUAAGCUAGCUGUUUAUAUGCAUCCUCUAAUGAGAAAGUUCUCGAUUGCCCAUCGAUCUUGGGAGAUAAAGCAGGAUCUUGAUGAUUUCUGGAUUCAAAAAAUUCCCUCUUUGACACGCCUGGUUGUUUUGAGUCUUUAUCAUGUUGCCACUGAUGAGAUUAUUGAAGUAGUAAGCAACAACUGCCCACUGCUGGAGGAUAUAAACAUAGUAUCUAAAGUUGAAAAUGUUAGGAAUUCAACGGAAAGUGAGAACUUUAAUGCCAUGAAACUUAAAUUUUUUGUAUCUGAUGUGGGCUUAAAUCAUCUAGUCAAAUGUAAAAGAUUAAAAAUUAUUACUACUAACAAGACAAUUCGAUCGAACUGUGGUGGCAGGAUGAUGACACAUGAUGGCUUUCGUUCUCUUCUCCGGGGUUUACCAAAUUUGGAGAUGGUGAGGUAUGGUGAUUUAGGGUCUGUCAUUGCAACAGGAAUGGAAAAUGUUGGGGAACUUGCCUUAACUUAUGUAAGUGACAACCAUCCUGAUGCAAGUCACAUUGAGGCAACAUCCCGACUUUGCCCACAUUUGAAGCAUCUCAGCCUUUCUUUGCCACAUCAGGAGAGGUUUUCUGGUCCUGAUGCUAUGAGUGAAGAUGUUGCUAGGUCUCUCGCAAAUAGUGAUAUAAAACCAUCAAUACUUGAGCUGCAGCAUUUUACAUUUAAUGUUGAGGUUGCAAAUAUGUUUGCAGUGAAAGGAAUUCAUCUUUCAAGUUUGUUUUUGUGCUCUAUGAACACAAUUACAUCCAAGGAGGUAGUAAUAAUUGGUCAAAAUUGUCCCAAUGUUAAGAAUAUACACAUUAAAGGUUUAGGCACUGAGCCACUGCAGAGUAGCUUAGUGCGUUCAAUAUCUCAGCCUGAGCCUAUGUUCCAAAACUUGAAGUGCCUUUAUGUUUCAGGCAAAUCCUGGGACAUUGAAUAUAUCCUUAGGUUAUUUUUAGAAUAUGCAACAGAAUUGACUGGGCUGAAUGUCUGGAAUGCUUCAAUGUCUCCUGAAUCAGACAAAGCAUUGAGCAAAGUUAUACUACAGCUAAGCUUCAAUGAGCUAAAGAGUGCAAAUUUUUGUUAUGGUUGCCGUCUUUCAAUUGAAACUGUACGUACGUUUAUGUAUCGCUGUCCAAAACUAACUCAUCUCACAGUCUUUGAACAUGAAAAUCUUCAGACUGCUGAAAUAGAACAACUUCAGAAAGAAGCCUUAUCUAGAAAUUUUGAUAUUGAACUGCAACCUCUGCACAUAGGCUAAAUUAUCAAGGGAUUAAAAGGUUGUUCUUUACUCAGCUAUCUCUGUUCAUCUCUCUCAUACAAAUAAAAUUAAAUUGAGAUCAUUGAGUGAGACAUUGACUUAUAUUUGACAUCUAUUUGUGUUGAAAGAAAAUUUUAUGUUUUAACCUUGAGUCUUAUACUUUUGCUGUAUAUAAUUAAGCUCAAAAGUUAAGCAUGUCAUGUGAUAGUCAACAUCCUUGUUAUUCAAUUUUGUUAUUUUUUCAUUCUUUAUUUAUUGUUUUCUUCUUAGUCCCCAUUCUGCACAUAUUUUAGGUAAUUCUUGGGCAUUCUUCACUCUAAAACUAUCUACAGGUUUUUCAUGGUUUAUGAUUAUCUGAUUCUUUCAACAAAAACAAAAUAUUGGCUAUGAAUCCUAGAAAAACUAUACUUGGAUGUUGCCGAGGUUAUAAAAUUUUAGAUUUUGUGGUUCUAUUGUCUUUGAAAUCUAUGUAGUUCUAUCGGCAAUGUAAAAUUCAAUGAUAAUCAGUCAAAUUUUGUAUUUUACUUCCUGUAUCAAAUAGAAAAUAAUCAAGCAGUUUCUUGUUAUUCUAUUGAGAAAAAGAAAUAGAGCAUAAAUCAUA